UCAAGGAUUUCUUGUUAAUGGUUUUUUUUUGCCUUUGCCAAUGUUAUCAAUUUGGACAUUAUUCAGUUGGUGAUCGUCCAAGGCGCAGUACCAGUCGGUGCAAAGAAUCAGGUUCCAACGUUUAAGUCGAUAGAUAAUUAACAAAGUGCAUAUUCCAUUUCAAAUAUCCGGAUUCUCCUGUUGCUGGGAAAUAGGCUAUCUCCAAAUUGCAUAUAUAUAUUAUUAGGGGAAUCCCCGUGGAUGUCAACCUCGUACCUAAAAUUUUGAUAUCUGACUAGUUAACAAUAUUGUUUUAUACUAUAACAUCAUGACGACGAGGAAUGAAGGAAACGUUAAAAUUUGCAGUUGCUGUGGCAAAUAUGAUGAGGUACAUUUCGAGGUGCACAAACAAAGUGUACAACAUGCAUUUAACUUUACACUAAAGUCAUUCCACAAGUACAAGAAACCUCUUGUCAAGGAUCGUCAUGGAUUCAAUAUAACAUGCAGUCUUCUUGGGGAGAAAGAGACAACAAGCUACGAUGGCAGAAAGGGAAGGUUCACAGUUAAACUCACGCCAGAGAGAUUCAACUUACGCUCAAAGACUUUGAAGUUUUUAUUCAAACUGAAUAAUAGUUCUGGUUGUGAUAGUGAGUAUGUGGUGACUAUGCUGCAUCCGCAUAGGUAUUUCUCAGUGGAAGAAAAGUCUGGCCACAAUAUAUUGAUUCUACCAAAGGGUGAGACUCGCUCCAGCACAGUCACAAUCAGUGAGGAGGACAUUGAUGUGGGUAGUUUUAAAAUGCCCAUCAAGUUUACUAUAAAUACGCACCAGGAAGGCGUAUGUGAUUUCGAUAUCUACAGGGAAAUUGUAAUUUAUAUAAACGAGGAAGCUCAAGAGGAUGACACCACAUCCAAAUCGUUCCAAUCCAUCCAGUGGUCAAAUAUUGACAAAGAAAUACCAUCUUUAAAAAGUUCAAACAUUAGCUCAGUUUAUUGUAUUCCCGAAGACAUAGAGAAGAUUUUAAAACAUGGACUCGUUCAGAGCGGAAAUCUCACAACCAAAGAGGAACUGGAUAGGUGUGAUAUUGUUCAGGUGUUGAAUAGAUUGAGCAGGGAAAAUUAUCGGAAUUACUUCCACUAUCUGCUGUGGUUGGACGAGACGGCAUCCGCUUUAGGACUGAUGCAUUACAACAUGUCCAACGUGACGAUGGUGGCGAAAAAACACUUACUGAUACUUGAGAUUCCGGGACUGGCAGAGAAGAGACCGUCGGUGAUCGUCGGGGAUAUCAUCAAAAUCCGGCUACACAAUGAUCACAAAGUUUUCAGCGGGAUGGUCGCGAACGUGAACGAUCAAACAGUGAUAAUCGACCACGUUCACCAUGCGUUCGUUGACUUCAUCAAGAAACAUGAUAAUAUUGAACUGGACGUAUCGUUCACGUUGAGUCGUUUACUUUACGAGAGGAUGCAUAACGCCGUGCACAAUUGUGCAAAUAAAAUGGACAUCUUGUUUCCAGUGAUUAAAGAUGCGAUUAAAAUGGACAUAGAGUUUCCAAUGAUUCCAGGUGCGAAUAAUAAUACGACGACUAUACCGAGGCUUUCCAGAGAUCUAUUAUUUCAAAAGGAUAUAAUUGGUAGUAAUCAUGAGCAGAGAUGCGCCGUCGAGAACAUUCUGGCUGGUAGUUCAGGUAUAGCUCCGUACAUUAUAUACGGUCCACCAGGAACCGGCAAAACUGUGACCAUAGUUGAGGCUAUUUUACAAAUAACACGAAAGUAUCCGAAGAGAAAGAUCUUGGUUUGCGCCUCGUCGAAUCGCGCUUGCGACAUGCUGACAAUGAAGUUAGCAAAUUUCUGCUCCACCAAAGAAUUGUACCGUGUCCAAUCAACUAAUAGUCGACCAGGGAAUACGAUCGACGAGACUGUACGCAAUUACAGUAAUAUGAUUGACGAUACUUUCACGAUGGUCACAAGUAAGGACUUGAUGAAAUACAACAUUGUAGUGUCCACUCUACAUUUAAUUGGAAAAUUUAAGGUGGGGUACAAUCCUGAUCAUCUGUUCAUCGAUGAGGCCGCUCAAGCCACAGAACCGGAGACCUGCAUUCCCAUCGGAAUUCUGCAGGGCGUUUCGCAAGUGGUGCUCGCUGGAGAUCCUAAACAGUUGGGACCUGUGGUAUCCUCGCAAGUGGCAAACCGCUAUGGCCUGGCUGUUUCUUUAAUGGAUCGUUUAAUGAAAGAAAACCCAUUGUAUAUGCCUUUGAGGAAGAGACCCACGCUGAGGUAUAACGAGCGGUUCCUCACCAUGUUGUUGCAGAACUACAGAUCGCACAGUGAUAUCAUCCACAUUCCAAACAAACUCUUCUACGGCAAUUCCCUGCAGCCUAUGCCAAUUACCGCAGACCAGUUAAGUUCUUACUGCGUGUCUGCGCGUGUGUGCUGUAAUUCCGGCAACCGCUGGAAACCGUCUUCGGUGGAAUUUUGCGGAGUAUCCUCGAAGGAGGAACGGAACGGCAGCUCGCCGAGUUACUUCAAUUCGGCGGAGAAAUACAUGGUCGUGAAGUACGUCAAGUGUUUGCUGACGACGUUGAAGGAUCAAUUCGAUAUCAAACCGAGCGACAUCGGAAUCAUAUCACCUUACAUUCGACAAGUGCACAAGAUCCGUAUGGCUCUAGAGAAUUGCGAAAUUAAGGGCGUCGAGGUGGGCACAACCGAGACCUUCCAAGGAUCCGAGAAGAGGAUCAUCAUCAUAUCGACGGUUCGAGCUCAACAUUCCCUAUUGAAGUUCGACUCCAAAUACAAGCUGGGUUUCGUGAACAACGAGCGUCGCUUCAACGUUGCCAUCACCAGGGCGAAAUCCAAACUCAUCAUCGUCGGAAAUCCCACCGUUCUUGGAUACGACAGGCGCUGCUGGAGCGAGUUAAUCGAGUACACGGAAGACAUGGGCAGUUACUUCGGUGCACCGUACAUGCCGAGAAACGAAUUCACCCGCAGGGAGAUAAUUAAACGGAUCAAGAAUUUGAAAGCUUAAAUGCAAACAGGAUAACGAUAUGAUUUAUUUACAUAUCACGUGAUUUUAUCUUAAGUUUCCCCCCACAACCUCUUUACGACAAUACUACUACUACUAAAUACGACAUUAAGAUGUAUUUAUUUCAGAAAUACGAUCUCUUCAUACGGAUGCAUACUAUUGUUAUUAAUUAGGACCGUUCUUCCAUUUGCAAUACGCAAAAGAAACUUGCGUAAUACCAAUUGGACACAACGUAAUUUUAUUUGAUUGUUUAUUAAUGUUGUUACAAGAUUUUAAAUUUUAGAAAGAAAAUAGUUACCGUUAAAUAUGUAUGUUACACGAAGAAGAGUUUAUUUCGCAAAUACUUUAGGAAAUGUAAAUGUUAUUUUUAUACUACUUAGCUUUAAUUAUUCAAUAAGUAGAUCGGUUUAAUAUAUGAUGAUUUUUGUGUGCCGGUUAUACAACGUUAAAUGUCUGUUGUACUUAAUGUUAACGAAAAAAAUAACCGUUCAUAUUUUACUGUGCCACUGUCUACAGUGUAGUAGACUCUACACUGAGCGUGCAUUUUCAUCGAACUGACAAAUAUAAAUGUUGAUUAUAUAUUAAACAGUUUUAAGAUCAA
Messenger RNA from Nicrophorus vespilloides, 3596 nucleotides. RefSeq names its product putative helicase mov-10-B.1. The transcript has 13 exons. The coding region runs from base 308 to 2998 and encodes 896 amino acids. The record is from RefSeq and is a predicted model, not a curated record. Lineage: Eukaryota; Metazoa; Arthropoda; Insecta; Coleoptera; Silphidae. Gene Ontology annotation, molecular function: 5'-3' RNA helicase activity; RNA binding.